AUGCAUCUCCUUCGACUUCUAGGCACCUUGUGUGCCCUAGGCCAAAUUGCUUCUGCUGCUCCAAUUGGUCAACGAACUUCGUUAGCUCCUCGACAGGCUUCCCCAUACUGGCUUGGCCAGGUUCAACAUCAAGGACUUGCUGCCUUCAAUAGCAACCCACAGUCUUAUCAGGUCUUCAGAAACGUUAAAGAUUUCGGUGCCAAAGGUGACGGUGUUACCGAUGAUUCUGAUGCUAUCAAUGCUGCCAUCCAAGCUGGUAAUCGUUGUAUGAAAGGAUGCGAUUCUUCAACCACCCAACCUGGAUUGAUUUAUUUCCCAAGUGGUACUUAUCUCGUGACAAAGCCAAUCAUUGCUGUUUACUACAGUCAACUAGUUGGUGAUGCUGCCACACUCCCUGUUAUCAAGGCUGCAGGUUCGUUCUCUGGAAUCGCAGUCUUUGAUAGUGACCCAUACGAAAGUGACGGCUCCAACUGGUAUACCAACCAGAACAACUUCUUCCGUGCCAUUCGCAACUUUGUCAUCGACUUGACCGCGACACAAUCCGGAACUGGUAUUCAUUGGCAGGUCGCCCAGGCGUCUUCCCUCAUCAACAUCCGCUUCGAGAUGGGCAAUACCGAUAGCCAGGGUAUUUUUAUGGACAACGGCUCUGGUGGUUUCAUGUCGGAUCUCGUCUUCAGAGGUGGAAAACUUGGUGCUUUCCUCGGUAACCAGCAGUUCACUACCCGAAACUUUGUCUUCGAAGGUGUCAAGACAGCAAUGGUUCUCAACUGGAACUGGGGCUGGACUUUCAAGAGCCUCGAUAUCAAGAACUGUGGAGUCGGUAUCGACAUGACAGCAGGAGGUGCCGAAGCUCAAACUGUUGGAUCCGUCCUUGUCCUUGACAGCAAAAUUUCGAACACUCCUAUCGGUAUCAAGACAGUCCACUCGUCUACUAGCCAACCUAUCACCGGAGGUACUUUGGUUAUCGACAAUCUUUCAACCAACAACGUUCCAGUUAUCGUUGCCAACAAUGACGGAGGUGCCAUCUUAGCCGGUUCCGGAGGAGCUAUCAAAGUUGAGAGUUGGGGUCAAGGGCGUGUCUAUUCUCCAAAUGGAGGAAGCCGUGUUCAAGCAAGCCUUACCCCAAGGCCUCAAAAGCCAGCCGCCCUUCUCGACGGCAAUGGUUACAUUUUCGAGAGGUCUCGCCCACAAUACACCGAUGUUCCAGCUGCUCAGAUCGUUUCUGCCCGCUCGAAUGGCGCCAAGGGGGAUGGAAUGACCGACGACACUGCUGCUCUUCAAGCCUUGAUCAACAACAAUGUCGGCAAGGUCAUCUUCCUUGAUCAUGGUGUCUACAAGCUCACUUCUACACUUUAUAUCCCACCAAAUACCAAGAUUGUGGGUGAAUGCUGGGCAACUUUGAUCUCCGAAGGACCCUUCUUUGCCGACUCCAAGAAUCCAAAGGUUGUCAUUCAGGUUGGAAAACCAGGUGAAGUUGGAUUGGUCGAACUUUCAGACCUCGUCCUGGAAACCGCUGGCCCAGCUGGUGGUGCUAUUGUUCUUCAGUGGAACAUGGCUGAUGCCCCUGGAACCAAAGGAACCAAUGGCAUGUGGGACGUUCAUAUUCGUAUUGGUGGGUCUGCUGGUACUAAGCUUCAAUCCGACCAGUGCAAGAAGAAUCCAUCUGCCGAUGGUACGCAGAUUAACCACAACUGCGAGAGCGCUUUCAUGCUCAUGCACAUUGGAAAGACUGGUUCCGUUUAUAUGGAAAACAACUGGAUCUGGACUUCUGAUCACGAACUCGACCGUAAAGACUUCAGCCAGAUCACUAUCUUCAGCGGACGUGGAUUGUGGAUUGAGACACAAGAGGGCCCAGUCUGGGGCUAUGCCACCGCUUCUGAACAUAACGUCAUGUAUCAGUACCAGCUCACGAACACCAAGAACGUCUUCCUCGGGAUGAUCCAAACUGAAACACCAUACUAUCAGAGCAACCCAACGGUCUACCUCCCCUACGACGUCAACCCAGCGUUCGAGGAUCCCGUUUAUGACUGCCCUGAUAAGUCCCAAGGUUCCACUUGCGCCAAGUCAAUCGGCCUCCGUGUGAAGGAUUCCAAGGACAUUUUGGUCUACGGUGCUGGACUGUACAGCUUCUUCGAGAACUAUACGCAGGAAUGCCUGAAGACCCAGACCUGUCAGGACGAUAUGGUUUCCGUCGAAGGCAAUACGCAAAACUUCUUCAUGUAUAACUUGAACACCGUGGGCGUCAGCAACAUGGUGAAAGUCAAUGAGAGGAAGCUCGUACCACAGGCAGAAAACCAGAACGGAUUCGCUUCAACUAUCGCUCUGUUUGCUCAGCCAUAG
Orbilia oligospora ATCC 24927 is the source of this 2340-nucleotide messenger RNA. RefSeq lists its product as uncharacterized. Lineage: Eukaryota; Fungi; Ascomycota; Orbiliomycetes; Orbiliales; Orbiliaceae. Bases 1 to 2340 code for a protein of 779 amino acids. The transcript has 4 exons. The record is from RefSeq and is a predicted model, not a curated record. Gene Ontology annotation, molecular function: polygalacturonase activity.